UUGGCUUCCACUUUUCAUUUUAUUCAUUAGACAUGUUUCCUUUUAUGUGCGUGUAGUGUUAUCUUGAAAUCUUGAUAUUCAUCAUUUGCACAAUAGUGCAAAUGUUACUUUUCUUUAGAUCUAGCAAGUUUGUUCUUUUGAAAAAUAUUCUUGGAUGUUUUUUCAGUGGUUUUCCAAUUGAUUUACUACUGUGGUUGUUUCUAUCUUUUUUUGUUUAUAUGUACUUUAUUGUAAUCUCAUUCAAGUAAACAAUAUUUGUUGCUCUUUAUGGUAUAUCAAGCUUUGUGAGACAUAUUUGAUUGUUGGAAUGACAAUAUAUUUGUUUAGCAUUUUGGGGUUGGACUCUUGGUUCAAUUGAAAUAACAUGGAAGUACUCAUCCAAUUUUCAUUUGAAGGACCCAAUAAACUAUUUCAAAUGUAAAGCAUUCCACGUUUUUUAGUUUUCGUUUCUCUUCUGUUAUAUUAUCAAGAUACUACUUUUUUUUGAGUUUAUCGAGAAUGAUAGUUGGUAAUUUGAUGAAUAAAUGUGAUUUUGGAAGCAUAAGAUUGAGACAUGAAUGUAUACUUGCAUUAUGUGAUUGUUGCUUUGAGUAAAUGUGGAGUAGUUGAGGCCUAAUAUCAUGCAUUUUGAAUUGCUUUGAAAUAGAGUUGGAAUGUUCUACUUCCACUCAAUCAUAGGAGUUCUUGUGAAAUCAUAUUUGUUUGCCAAAACGCCGCCCAAUUGAUCCUUAAAAGUUUAACAUGGGACAUGCAUCAUUUUGAAAAAUUCAAUGGCCCUUCCUUUUAGAAAUUUCUUUUACCAUGAAAAAAAAAAGGAAGAAAGAAUAGCAAAAAAAAGGAAGACUACAUAUACUCCGCUGGUUUAGGUCACUUAGUAACUGGUUAACUUCAUCACAAAUGUUGUUAUUCACGUAAAACGGUGACUAGAGCCAUGAGUAUGCAAAACACUUUAGGUAAAACGUUAUUUGGUUGAGUAAUCGGGUGCCUUCACCACAAGUGUUGUCAUUCGCGUCAAAAGACCGAAAUACGACGUUUUUUGGUUGAGUAACUGGGUGCCUUCACCACAAGUGUUUUCAUUCGCGUCAAAAGACCGAAAUACGGCAUAAAGAACGUAAGUCAUUGGCAAAAACAAAGAAAAAAGAAAGGAAAUAAAAGCCGUGACAACAAAAGGGGAAGAAAAAAGGAAAAAAAAUCAUUAGUGGCCAAAGAAAAGAAAGAAUAACAAAAGUCGUCCCAACUUAGGUAGAAAUAAGGAGAUAAAGGGUAUUGUGUUGAAGUGAUGAGUAUGGUGACAUUUAGAAACCUAUGAUUUUGUGGAAGCUUGAUUGUUCUACUCUCUACUUCGCGAGACAAAGUGUUGUGAUGUGAUUGGCCUCUUAUCCUCAUUAUGUUAAGUUAGUGUUUGCAUAAUGUAUUGCUGCAUUUGUGUUAUUCAGAUUAUCUGCAUAUAGGUUAUAGGUUACAUUUGUUGUUACGGAAUAUUGGAACAAUGUUGAGAACAUGUUUUUUGUAGUUGGACUUUUGCUUGAGGACAAUAAUUGUUUAAGUUUGGGGAGUUUGAUUAGCUUAGCUUUACAUAUUUAUAAUAGUGGAUAAUAGUAUUUCGUGUGUGGGAGGCAAUAACUUCAAAAAAUUGCAACAGUCUUUUCCUCCUAUUUUUGCUUUAUAUCUAAAAAUUGUCACAUUUCUUGAUGGCUAUCUGAAAAUCCUGUGUAAAAGCCUUUAUUUAGACUUUAUCUAACUACUAUUUUUGAUUGGGAGGUGAUAGAUUCUGACCGUGAUAUUAUUUUACCAAUAUAACUAAGAAUAAUUAUCCUAAAAAUGUUUAAAUGCUAUAUUAUUAUAGUUGUCUUUUAUUUUAUGGAUUUUUCCUCUUAGAUGACCAUAUUAGCACAGGGUAAAGAGAACCUCUCAAAGCUACAUGAAAUAUACAUUUUGUCUAAGAGAUGUUUGGUGGUGGCAUUCCUAAGAAGGAUGGAAAAAUUGAUUGUGCUGAAGACACUUUCGCCAGGCAAGAUGAAUGGAUUUGACCAGACAGUUAAUAUGAAGGUUAUCAUGGAAACUAACCAAGCAGACACUUUGGAUCCUGCCCUCCUACGUCUAGGAAGACUUGAUCGUAAUAUUGAGUUCCCUUUGGCAGAUAGAUGUCAGAAGAGGCUCGUCUUUCAGGUUUGCACUGCUAAAAUGAAUUUAAGUGAUGAGUUAGAUUUGGAGGACUAUGUGUCUCGACCAUAUAAAAUCCGUGCAGCUAAGGCCGGAGGUCAAAGCAGUGACUGGAGAACCUUUGCAACAUUUGUGUACCAUGAAUUUUGUUUCACUAGCUGUUGUACAUGGGCUUGCCCUCCAUUGAAAGGGGAAGAUUGCAUUUUGUAUUGCAACCCAGGAAUUCAAAAGACACCAAAAUCAGAUAAACUUAGGGAGUGUGAAUGCAAAGCAAAGGUAGCUGCAGCUCGGUUGCCAUACUUUUGAUUGGGAUUAUGGGCUUGGUGCUCCAAAGGACAUGAUCUAUCAACUACAACAAGAAGAGGACCGGAGAAAACAACUUAAGAAGGGACUAUGAAAAAGAUGAUCACAAAAAAAGCUCUGGAGGCAUCUAGCCAUACUGUGCUUGGUGAAACAAUGUCUCCCAGGAAGGAAGACUUCGUCAUGGUACACUUACAGCAUGCAUGUGCACACACACUGCUGCAUUCUGAUCGUCUAAGGAAAUUGUUGGGUUUUCAAACAAUGCAAAGAUUUUCAGCUAUGUGAAAAAAAAUGGUUUGGUCUCGAGAAAUUGGUUGAUGCCAAUAUGAGGAUAUGUAAACAUGUAGAAGAGGAAGUCGAGAUAUUUAAGGAUGCUGUGGAUGAGACCAAAGAAA
Messenger RNA from Sesamum indicum (sesame), 2858 nucleotides. The record is from RefSeq and is a predicted model, not a curated record. NCBI's taxonomy places the organism in Eukaryota, Viridiplantae, Streptophyta, Magnoliopsida, Lamiales, Pedaliaceae.